Molecule: messenger RNA, 558 nt
Organism: Cercopithifilaria johnstoni
Lineage: Eukaryota; Metazoa; Nematoda; Chromadorea; Rhabditida; Onchocercidae
Source: the annotation of a GenBank genome assembly
AUGGUUACCCCUAAAUUUUGCGAUGUUUCGGAAAUUCGACCUUAUCUUUAUUUAAGUGGUUUUGGUUGUAUUACGGAGAAGAAACUACGAGAUCUUGGGAUAACACACAUAAUUGACGCGACUAAUCUUCCAAAUAAUCCGCAUUAUGAGGGGAUCGAAUUUCUGAACAUUAUGGUGGAUGAUUCAUUGAUCGCCAAUCUUAUUCCUUAUUUUGGCACUUCCGCACAGUUUAUUCGGAAUGCACAAAAAAAGGGUGGAAAGACGUUAAUUUAUUGUGCAGCCGGGAUCAGUCGUUCUUCGUCGCUAUGUAUAAUGUCUUUGGUACUUAACGAAGGGUUAAGCCUGAGAGAAGCAUACUACGAUGUAUUAGAUAAAAGACCAUUCAUAUCCCCAAAUGUGGCAUUUUGGCGACAGAUGAUCGAAUAUGAAUGUAAAGAACGAGGUCAAAGUACGGUGGAGCUACUCAGAGGAAUGGCACGACCUAUUCCGGAUGUAUAUAUCAAAAAACUAAAAUCUAAUGCCUUAGUUGCAGCAGAUAAGAUGAAGCGAAUGUCUUAA